Messenger RNA from Pelodiscus sinensis (Chinese soft-shelled turtle), 951 nucleotides. The record is from RefSeq and is a predicted model, not a curated record. Lineage: Eukaryota; Metazoa; Chordata; Testudines; Trionychidae.
AUGGCUGCGCCAAACAUCACAACCUUUAGUCACCUCACCUUCGUCCUGGUCGGCAUCCCGGGCCUGGAGCCCUGGCACCCCUGGAUCUCCAUCCCCUUCGCGCUGAUGUACACGGCGGCUGUUCUGGGGAACUGUGGUCUCCUCCUGCUCAUCGCCACCCAGCGCAGGCUGCACGAGCCCAUGUUCAUUUUCCUCUCUAUGCUGGCGGUGGCCGACGUACUGUUAUCCACCUGCACAGUUCCCAACAUGCUGGCCAUCUUCUGGUUUGGACCCAAGGCCAUUUCCUUCAGUUCCUGCCUCACCCAGAUGUUCUUUUUUCGCUUUGGGUUUGCCACUGAGUCCAGUCUUCUGCUGGCCAUGGGGUUUGAUCGGUACAUCGCCAUCUGUGAUCCCCUGAGGUACACGACUGUCCUCACCAAUAAGAAGAUCGGGAAGAUAGCCAUUGCCAUUGUCAUGAGAAGUUUUUGUAUGGUUGUCCCCACUGUUUUUCUCAUCAAAUGGCUUCCCUUCUGCGCAAGCAACGUCAUCCCACACUCCUACUGUGAGCAAAUCGGGGUGGCCAGGCUGGCCUGUGCAGACAUAACCAUCAAUAUCUGGUAUGGCUUUUCAAUGCUUCUCUUAACCAUCGUAGUUGACGUUGCAUUCAUCGUUGUGUCAUACGUGCUGAUCCUCAGGGCUGUCUUCAAGCUGCCCACCAAGGAUGCCCGGUUCAAGGCACUCAGCACCUGUGGCUCUCAUGUCUGUAUCAUCCUUUUAUUUUAUGUUCCAGCCUUUUUCGUUGUCCUAACACACGGCUUUGGCCAUAACGUCCCUCAACACAUUCACAUCCUGCUGGCCGAUCUCUACGUGCUCGUGUCCCCCGUGCUAAACCCCAUUGUUUACGGGAUGAAAACCAAGCAGCUGCGGGAACAAAUGGUCUGCGUGUUGUCUCAGAAGGGAAGAUGGUUCUGA